Pecten maximus is the source of this 5032-nucleotide messenger RNA. Its product is annotated as receptor-type guanylate cyclase Gyc76C-like. Gene Ontology annotation, biological process: intracellular signal transduction; protein phosphorylation; receptor guanylyl cyclase signaling pathway. Bases 497 to 4291 code for a protein of 1264 amino acids. Lineage: Eukaryota; Metazoa; Mollusca; Bivalvia; Pectinida; Pectinidae. Gene Ontology annotation, molecular function: peptide receptor activity; protein kinase activity; ATP binding. The record is from RefSeq and is a predicted model, not a curated record. The transcript has 23 exons.
AACAUUACUUAAUGCGCUUGCCUUGUUAUCUUGUUUGACAUCGUAACAAGUCCCGCUGAUUGUAUUCUGACUACCCGUCCGUUUAGAGCGCCGUAACCGACUACUGGUGUAUAAGUGUGUAUCAGUGAAGUAUAGUUGGUGUAUUUAGCUGUUGGGAACCAUACCAUUGAGCGUUCAUGUUACGGCCGAUCUGUAAGGUUCGAGAGACAAGUGUACAUGCCUCGUCGGGCAGUGGGGACAUGCUGGGGACUCACGCUGAUUUUUCUUACUUCCAUCAUCUGUCUUCGUCCAUUUCGUCGUGUCCAAGGACUUCUGAAUACAUAAAUAUGCUGCAGGCGCUGCUACGGAUAAUUAUCAUACCAGUCUAAGGCAGCUUUCUAUAGUUCACCACCGAAUAACGAAGAAUUUAAACUUGUGUGAGGAAACAAUUUUCACUUCUCUUGGAAUAUGUGUGCAAUGAUUGUUUAUAUACAAAGAGACAUAUCCCAAAAGUAUCAUGAAGAUUUUAAUAUGUGUGUGCGCGUGCCUGUUAGUGACAACUUGGAUCGAAGCGAAAGUUCACAAUGUCACUGUGGGUUACCUAACUGUGGAUCAGUCGGAUGGAUAUGUGAGGAACAAACAAGCCCGACUUAUUUCGGGAGCAAUUUCCUAUGCCAUUGAGCAAAUAAAUCGCAGCCCUUCCCUCCUUAAAGACUACCAUCUGAAUUUGGUGUGGAAAGAUACAAAGGCAAGUACCCUUUUGGGUACCAAACUGCUCACCCAUCUAUGGAGGGACGGAGCGGUGGCCUUCUUCGGUCUAGAGGACAGCUGCAAUGUGGAAGCAAGGGUUGCGGCUGCCUGGGAUCUUCCAAUGCUAUCCUAUAAAUGUGCUGAUUAUGACGUUUCGGAUAAGAAGAAAUAUCCAACAUUUGCACGAACGUUUCCUCCAGCAACACAAGUCACCAGGUCCAUCAUCUCAAUCCUUCUACAUUUCAAAUGGAGUCGGUUUUCCUUGAUUGUCGGUUCGUCACAUAAACAACAGACGAUUGCAGAGAAACUCCUUGAGCUAGCGAAGAGCUAUGACAUCGUACUUAAUGAUCGAAAGGACUACACAGAACCUCAUAUCCCGCUUACAACCGGCAACCCCUUCCCCGGAAUUGUCGAGAACACAUUUAUUGACACCCGAGUGUACGUUUUCCUGGGAGAUAUAAAUGGUGUUGUGGAUUUGAUGACGAAUCUUUACGACCGCGGGCUGCUCGACACAGGAGAAUAUGUUGUCAUUUUUGUCGACCAUGGAAUGUUCGACGUAAACGCACCUCUAAAAUACUUCAGACGCACAACUGACAGUCCGAACGACACGAGAAACAUAGAGGCUUCCAGAUCCUUACUCAUUAUCACCUCUAGUCCUCCAUCUAACCCUGACUACGAAGACUUUGAAAUCACCGUCAACGAUUACAACGAAAGGCCACCUUUUAAUUUCCCUAACCCAUUUAGAAUUAGAAAAAAGAUCACCGUGUAUGCUGCCUACCUAUAUGACGCUGUGAUGCUGUACGCACGGGCUGCUCAGGAGGAGUUGGACAAGGGAGGGAGCAUCAUAAACGGAACAGCAAUCAUCAAUAGAAUACUGUCAAGAGAGUAUGAAAGUAUCCUAGGUGUAACGACAAAGAUAGACAGGAACGGUGAUGCUGAGGGCAACUACACAUUACUGGCUCGUGUUCCAUUUGUCACUAAGUCUGCGUCCUACUCUAUGUUGCCUGUGGGGCAUUUUGAAAUGGCAACUGGUCACCACGUGCUUAGAUUUUUCCCUGGACAAUCUGUUGACUGGGUAACAGGGGAACCCCCGAUUGAUCAGCCUGCGUGUGGCUACAGAGGAGAAAAGUGCAUUCCUGUAAAAGGCUACACACUGGAAAUCAUCGGUGGUGUCCUUGGAGGUAUAACGAUGGUGGCAAUUAUCAUAGCUUCGGUUGUGUAUCGGAACUGGCGUUAUGAACAAGAAAUUGCAGGCCUUCUGUGGAAAAUCCCUAUAUCAGAGAUACACAUGCCAAAUCAUUCUUCCUCGCCACAUGAACGCCGCGACAGCCUAAGUAGCAAGAUAUCCCUGAACAGCCAGCAGUCGUUUGACUCAAGGAUGUCGUUUACUCAAAUCUACACUAGGACGGCUACUUAUAAGGGGCAAAUGGUGGCUCUUAAAAUUUAUGAAAAGAAGGACUUUGUGUUGAGCCGCAAGAUGCAGAAAGAAAUGAAAACGAUGCGGGACAUCCGGCACAAUAACGUUAACCCGUUUAUAGGAGCAUGUGUUAAUCCUCCCACAUUUAUCCUGCUCACCGAGUACUGCAUCAAAGGCAGUCUACAGGACAUAUUGGAAAACGAGGUCAUCAAGCUGGAUGAAAUGUUCAUUGCAUCGCUAGUAAAGGAUAUAAUACAGGGAAUGUCAUUUCUGCAUGGGUCCGAACUUAACGUUCACGGAAACCUGAAGAGUUCAAAUUGUGUGGUCAAUAGCCGCUGGGCGUUACAAGUGGCAGAUUUCGGACUACUGGAAGUGAGGGCUGGGACAUACAAAAUGGAAGACGAGCACGCGUUCUAUAGGAAUUCAUUCUGGCGAGCUCCUGAACAUAUCCGUGACCUUAACAAAAGUGGGUCACAGAAAGGGGAUGUUUAUUCUUUCGGAAUCAUACUACAUGAGAUUAUUGGGAGGGCUGGUCCCUACGGCUACUGUAAUAUGUCGCCGAAAGAAAUAAUUGACAACGUAAAGAAAGGAGGUCGUCCAAUAUUCCGUCCAGAUACCAAGUAUCUCAAAUGUGAACAAUAUGUCAUUGACUGCAUGCGCAGUUGCUGGGACGAAGAUCCGGAACUACGUCCUGACUUUAGAGUUAUAUCUAAAACUCUGUCUCCGAUGCGGAAGGGGAUGAAGCGGAACAUCUUCGAUAACAUGAUGACGAUGAUGGAAAAAUACCAGUCACAUCUCGAGGAGUUGGUUGAAGCCCGUACAGACCAGCUGGUGGAGGAAAAGAAAAAGACAGAGGCCCUACUGCACCGUAUGCUACCUAGUUCCAUUGCUGAACAGCUGAAGAGAGCAGAGUAUGUAGAGCCCGAGUCCUUCCAGUCCGUCACAAUAUACUUCAGUGAUAUAUGUGAAUUUACGCGACUGUCUGCGGAGAGUACGCCAAUGGAGGUCGUUAACCUGCUGAAUGACCUUUACACGUGUUUCGACUCCAUAAUCCGGAACUAUGACGUGUACAAAGUAGAGACAAUAGGUGACGCCUACAUGGUAGUCAGUGGAAUCCCCAACCGAAAUGGCGACAAUCAUGCUGGUGAGAUCGCAUCAAUGUCAUUGGAACUCUUGAGAGCAAUAAAGAAAUUCACAAUUCGUCACCGACCUAAUGAAGUACUUCGGUUACGGAUCGGCAUACACUCUGGGCCGUGUGUGGCGGGAGUUGUUGGGUUGACGAUGCCCCGGUAUACAUUGUUUGGAGAUACCGUGAACACGGCUUCAAGGAUGGAAUCCAACGGUGAAGCUUUAAAGAUCCACUGUAGCAAGGAAUGCAAGGUAUUGCUGGAAAAACAGGGAGGGUACACGAUGACAGAACGAGGUUUAGUCAGCAUGAAGGGAAAGGGAGAGCUGUUUACGUACUGGCUAAUAGAUGAAGACCCUUCUAUUCGGCAUGAGAGGCUGAGGCGGUGUAGUGAACUGUUCAAAUACAAUUCUCCCUGGGCACGUGAGAGCAGACGAGCGUAUUUGCGUCAUAUAAACGAUGAUUACAUGUUGGAAGAAUCCCUUCCGGAUUUGUCGUAUUUAGACAACAAUGGUGACAUUCAGAAAAAGGCAGAUCAACCAAUUCUGGAAAUUCUAAGAGAAAGUGAAGUGAACCCAAUUAGAAGUGACUCUCCGAAGCAUUUCUCUUCCACUUUAGAACGCGGGGAAUCCCCGAGACAACAUUCUAGUAGACUUCUCAAAUCACCCAUUGCUAACAAGAUCCGGCAUGGUCCGAACGGAAUUCUGUUUGAUGAACGGCGUUUACGUAAUGUUGACCGGGCUGGUUCCGGUCAGGACAUCGUAGAAAGGGCUGCUUUAAUGCUGGAUAUAGAUGAUAUGGACAGUAAUAUGUACACAUGUGAGACGCGGAGUGGUUCUGUUGGAAACAGAAACCAUGUAAACGUCAUCAUGCCUAACUCACUCCCGGAAAACUCAAAUGGACAUUCGUAUAUGGAUACUGGGACAGGAAAUAACAACAAUACAUCUGAAAAGGGGGAAAAUAUCGCAAUGGAGGAACAUUGGCACAAUUCGGACAUGGUUUCAUCUCCGCUGCUUUAGUUCAGCAUCGGUUACAUCAUGUCAUGUGUAUAAAAUACAUUUCUCAACGCUCAUUACAGUGGCCUAUAUCAAUGGUGUAUCUCAUCAUAUCAUUAACGAGAAACUAUAUUGAAAACGAUGUGUACAACAUUGAAUCAAUGACUUCCUUAUGUUGUACUUUUACUUGCAAGAUUACUUAAACAAUCAAAGUGCAUUAUAAUUCCUUACAAUAUGGGACAUAUGCAAAACCAAAGCUCAGUGUAGGCUGUCGACAUCCUACAGAUGUCUUGUUUGUGUCUGUACAAAAUGUUCUAAUUUAAUUCUCAAGUGAUGUAUUUACAAUUCUAUAUUUUUCAGUGAUAUCUCCUUUAGAGCAGUAUUUAAGUUUUACAUUCCUUUUUAUUUUAUUUAUUUCCAUUAUUUGUUUGAAUUGUCUCCCAUUUCCGUUUAUGUCGCUCCUGUCAUCUGUGGCGUACUGUUGCCAGUGAGUGCCAGCAAUGACACUGAUUGAAUUGUCUCCUCUCUCCGUCUUCGAAUCCGUUGGCUUUCAUUUAUCGCCCAUGUAACCAUUGAAUUCUGUUGUCAAGACUCAGCUGACAGGGUUUACCGACUGAAUUGUCUCCCCUUUCCACCGUAUCUCGUUUACCCCGUGACUUUCCGUUGUCAGGCUGUGCUGGCAGUGUUACCGACUCAGGCUGUAUCAGUGUUACAGGGUUUAUUUAUACCUGUGAUAUUCUCAAUUAAACAAAUCAAAUAUUAAAA